Amaranthus tricolor (Joseph's coat) is the source of this 849-nucleotide messenger RNA. Its product is annotated as inorganic pyrophosphatase 1-like. NCBI's taxonomy places the organism in Eukaryota, Viridiplantae, Streptophyta, Magnoliopsida, Caryophyllales, Amaranthaceae. The coding region runs from base 26 to 823 and encodes 265 amino acids. The transcript has 4 exons. Gene Ontology annotation, molecular function: phosphatase activity. The record is from RefSeq and is a predicted model, not a curated record.
AGUACAUUACAUCAAUCAAUCAUCAAUGGAAGGAAUAAUGAUUGUUUUUGAUUUUGAUAAAACAAUUAUUGAUUGUGAUAGUGAUAAUUGGGUAAUUGAUGAAUUAGGUUUUACUCACCGAUUCGAUCAGCUUCUCAAUACCAUUCCUUGGAAUUCUAUGAUGGAUACAUUGAUGAAAGAAAUGCAUUCAGAAGGAGUAACGAUCAAUGAUAUUGUGGAUGUCCUCCAAAGAAUUCCUAUUCAUCCUCGUAUUGUUCCUGCCAUUAAAGCUGCCCAUGCUUCUGGGUGUGAAUUAAGGAUUGUGAGUGAUGCAAAUAUGUUCUUCAUUGAAACCAUAUUAGAUAACCUAGGGAUGAAGGAUUGGUUUUCAGAGAUUAACACUAAUCCAGGUUAUGUUAAUGAAGAAGGGAGGUUAAGAAUUUCACCUCUUCAUGAUUUCAUUAAUUCUCCUCAUGGUUGCACUAAUCCUUGCCCUCCAAACAUGUGCAAGGGCUUGGUUAUGAAAAGAAUAUUAAGUGAGCAAGGAAAGAAGAAAAUCAUAUAUUUAGGAGAUGGACAGGGAGAUUAUUGUCCAAGUUUGAUGCUAAGAGAAAGUGACUUUGUUAUGCCAAGGAAGAAUUUCCCAGUUUGGGACUUAAUCUCAAACAAUCUAAAUCUCAUUAAAGCCAGUAUCCAUGGAUGGAGUGAUGGGGUGGAGUUGGAGAAAGUUCUAUUGUCUCUUAUUCAAGCUGUCUCAAAUACUGCUCAAUAUCAUGACUGCAAGCUCAUUGACUCAUUCCCAAUUUCUUCUCAUGUUUAUCAACCUCUAAGAGUACCUUUUUAGAAAUAACCCGUCUGUAUGAGACCAUC